AUGACAUCCGCCCUCGACGAGCCACCUGAUGGCCUCAUCGGUGGCUACAAAGGCGGCAACUUCGUCGUGCGCAUCCUAAUGAUCGUCUUCUCCUCCAUCGCCCUCUACAACGCCAUCGAACUCUUUAUCCUCCUCUUUCUCACCUUCCAACACUACCGCGGCCUCUACUUUUGGACCCUACUCCUCUCCGUCACCCUCGGCGUCAUCCCCCACACCGUCGGAUAUAUCCUCGAAUUUUUCGCCCUCGCUCCCCUAUGGUUCUCUCUCGUUCUUUCCACCAUCGGCUUCUACGUCAUGGUCCCAGGCCAAUCAUUUGUCCUGUACUCGCGCCUCCAUCUAGUCGUUCAAAACCAAACAGUCCUCCGCUUCGUCCUCUGGCUCAUAAUAAUCGACUCAAUCAUCCUCCUCGUGCCUACAACAGUCCUAACCUUCGCCACCGCCUACGUCCAAACAACCCCCUUCAUCCGCGGGUACAACGUCAUGGAAAGAAUGCAACUAGCCUGGUUCUGCGCGCAAGAAUUCGUAAUAUCAGGCAUCUACAUAUCCGAAACAGUCAAACUGCUCAGCCUCAUGCCAGAAAAAGACCACCGCAGAUCAAAAAUCAUGUACGAGCUCCUAGCCAUAAAUUUCGUCAUCAUCCUGCUGGACGUCGGCCUGCUCGUCGUCGAGUACAUCGGCUACUACUCGCUCCAAACGACGCUGAAACCAAUGGUUUACAGCAUCAAGCUGAAGCUGGAAUUCGGCGUAUUGGGGAAACUUGUUUCGCUCGUGCAAACGAACCGAUCGCAGCCUACGUCUCUUGAGCAUGAGGAGUAUCCGGGAUUCGUGGAUCCGACACAAAUUACCUCUGAUGUGACGCAUGCGGCGCCGGUCCAGUCGACUCGUCGCGCUUCGAGGGGGUUUCACUGGGGGAUGAAUAUGAAUAAUCUCUCUUUGGAGAGUUUGCCCAUGUCGGAACGAAGGAUAAGGCCCUCGACGAGGGAUACGGAUAGUUCUGGUCCGAGUCCGGGCCCGAGUCCUAGUCCGCGUUUAUGA
Molecule: messenger RNA, 1035 nt
Organism: Penicillium manginii
Lineage: Eukaryota; Fungi; Ascomycota; Eurotiomycetes; Eurotiales; Aspergillaceae
Exons: 1
Coding region: 1-1035 (344 amino acids)
Source: RefSeq, a predicted model, not a curated record